This is a messenger RNA of Linum tenue, 726 nucleotides long. Lineage: Eukaryota; Viridiplantae; Streptophyta; Magnoliopsida; Malpighiales; Linaceae. The record is from the annotation of a GenBank genome assembly.
AUGAACCCCGAUGCGAGUUUGAUUACUGCGCUCGUAGAGCGGUGGCGACCCGAGACGUCGAACUUCCAUCUACCGUGUGGCGGUGUCGCUAUUGUUAGGAUUGUUUGGCUGAGGGUUGAAUUCAGUCAUCUGCUGGAAAAUGCAUCACAGGAGGUUAUAGAGCAGUUUGCACGAGCUUAUGCUCUAUCUCUGAUUGGAGGUGUACUUUUCUCGGAUCGGUCUGGAGCUACGGUGCACCUACAGUACCUACUUCUGAUUGAGGAUUGGCAGAGAGCUGGACGGUUCGCCUGGGGAGCUGCUGUUUUAUCCUACCUGUACCGUGAGAUGGAGACGAGGGCACAGGCCACCGAGGAUGCAUCCCCACGUGGUCUUCGAUGGCUUUCGGCCAACAGUCGUCAGUAUGGUGACCAGCUAUUCCAGUACAGGCUGUGGUUUGACGCGAUGGACACCGUGGUGUGGCAACCUUACCUUGAGAGAGCACUUCAUCUCAGAGGUAGUGUGAUACAGUCUGAGACAUUUCGAGCAGUAGUGCCACUUAUCUGCUUUUCAUCGAUGAUGUGGCAUCAUCCAGACCGCGUGCUCCGGCAGUUUGGCAUGAGGCAGCAUGAGCCUCAUCCUGAGGCUGAGGUUAGGUUUUUUCUUCGCCAGGCUACUCGUGGGCCAUCUCAUGGGCAGCAGUUGGUACACGCCUCUAGAGAGUCGCUUGCUUUUUGGAACCGUCGACAC